CCAGUCCCCUGUGACAUCAAGAUCAAGAUCACAGCAGUCGCCUUUGCGUUUGCGGCCUUCGCCUCAUUCUUGGAAGUCAUCAGCAGCAGCCGCCGCCUCCUGGAGUCAUUGUUAAAGUGAACCAGUGAUUAUUACUCCCAUGGUUCUCCCCAGCAUGGUGUAUGUGUGGCCAGCAGCGACCUGACGGGAUUCAGUUCACUUUGCAGUCGCGGGAGGCACACUUAUUAGGGGUGUUGAGUGCCAGUCGCAGCCAUGUUCCAUCGCAUGUUUGGUCGCCGUAAGUCUCCAGUGAACGAGGAGGAGACUGCUGAAGCUGUGGAGGCAUCCGAGGAGAAACCUGAGUACAUCAUAAAUGAUGGCUUUGUUGUUGUAGGUGACUCUGCAACUGGAAGUAAUGGCUUUGACCCUCCCCCUGGAUACACUGUUCAAGGAGCCAAUGCUUUCCUUCCUUAUGGUAUUGCUCCAAAGAAUGGCAGCAGUUCUGAAAGAUCGUUGAGUUUUGAGGGCACCACUGCGAUUGAUGGCGUUCCCUUCAAAUUUGGCUCAAAUGUUCUGCUUGAAGACUUGGUGUGUCCGUUUUCCACUGCUUCCACUGAAGAGAUGAUGUCCAAGAUUAAGUCCUUCAACUGGGAUGAUUAUGAGUAUAGCUUUGAACUUGAGAAAAGCAUCAUGAGGGAAUUUAGUAGCACUGUGUAUAGUCAGGCAUAAAAUGCUGAUACAUCAUUGCUACUUGUCUCAAGAUUGUGUAACUUUUACUCUAGACUGCUUUUGCAUUCAAAUUAUGUUAUACGUUUUAAAGUAUUUAUAAAACUGCAUAGGUAUAUGACUUUCUUGUUUAAAAAAAAUAUAUAUUAUAACUUCUGAUCAUCAUAUUGUACAUUUCAUUGUAUUGUAAGUCAUGAUCUUGAGAGAUUUACAAAAAUA
This is a messenger RNA of Eriocheir sinensis (Chinese mitten crab), 924 nucleotides long. RefSeq lists its product as uncharacterized. The coding region runs from base 253 to 708 and encodes 151 amino acids. The record is from RefSeq and is a predicted model, not a curated record. The transcript is spliced from 4 exons. NCBI's taxonomy places the organism in Eukaryota, Metazoa, Arthropoda, Malacostraca, Decapoda, Varunidae.